UCCGUCCCCCCUCCGGUGACCUGAGGCCUUUCUUGGGGUUACCCCCAGGUCCCUCUCCCUAAAUCAAAAGCCUUAGCCUCCUGUCGCCGGGGUGCCGGGCUAGUAAUAAGCAGGUCCACGCAUGCUGGACACACGGGCUCAAGCCACUCCGCGCAUCAGUCAGUACUGCAAACCGUACACAGUAGUGUACUUAAUCCAUAUAUAAACGUUACAGGUUAAGCAUCCCACAGCAAACAAAGUAGCCUUUAACAUCACGAGGAAAAAAAGAGAGAGGACAAAGAGAUGAACAACCAAUCCAGAGGGAGUGAAGAGGAGAAAAAGAAGCCUGGUUUGGGCCCGAGAGGUCCUUCUGCAGAGACAGCGUCAAUUAAGACUGUUUGGAGCUGCCGAAGGCAGAGUCCUGGGGGUAUCCCAGAGGUGACAGAACUUGAUCUGGGCCUGGAAGGGGAAGAAUUCGGGAAGGGCAACGUGGGGCAUUCCAGAAAAUGGGAAGAAAAACUGAAGCAAAUUGAAGAACGAGCAUCUCAUUAUGAGAGGAAACCAUUGUCCUCAGUGUAUAGACCAAGACUGUCCAAGCCAGAGGAACCACCCUCCAUUUGGAGACUAUUUCAUCGACAAGCUCAAGCUUUUAAUUUUGUUAAAAGCUGUAAAGAAGACGUUCACGUAUUUGCUUUGGAAUACAAAGUAGGAGAUGGACAACGUAUUUACCUUGUGACAACCUAUGCUGAAUUUUGGUUUUACUAUAAAUCCAGAAAAAAUCUCUUACACUGCUAUGAAGUUAUUCCUGAAAAUGCUGUGUGCAAGCUUUAUUUUGAUUUGGAAUUUAACAAACCUGCCAACCCAGGAGCUGAUGGGAAAAAGAUGGUUGCAUUACUCAUCGAGUAUGUGUGUAAAGCGCUUCGAGAGUUAUAUGGUGUUAAUUGCUCAGCUGAAGAUGUUUUGAACUUGGAUUCUAGCACUGAUGAGAAAUUCAGCCGGCAUUUAAUAUUUCAGCUCCAUGAUGUGGCAUUUAAAGAUAAUAUUCAUGUUGGUAAUUUUUUGAGAAAAAUUUUGCAGCCUGCUCUUGACUUGCUUGGCAGUGAAGAUGAUGAUAGCGCUUCAGAGACAACAGGCCACGGAUUUCCCCAUUUUUUGGAAGCACCUGCAAGACAAGGAUUUUCUUUCACAGAGAAGGCUACAGGGGAAAGCUGGACAUUGAAUUCAGAGAAACUGGAGAUGCUGGGGUCAGCUGAGCAAAGCAGUCCUGACCUUUCGUUUCUAGUUGUGAAGAAUAACGUGGGAGAGAAGCAUCUUUUUGUGGAUCUUGAGUCAGUUUGCCAGUUUACGCAAACAAAUCCUGCUAGAAUUUUUAUUUGGAUUGCCUCGACUCUACAGAUCAACUUGGGGAGCGUUGACAUUUUUAUAAUACUGAGUCUUCCAAUCUAUGCACAUGGAGUUUAUACAAGAAAUAGAAACUUUCGGCUAUAUAAAUCAUCAAAAAUAGGAAAGCGUGUGGCUUUGGAGGUUACUGAAGAUAACACAUUUUUUCCUAUACCGUCAAAGGAUGUUUCUGACGAAUAUCAGUAUUUUCUCUCUUCUUUGGUCAGCAAUGUCAGUUUAAAUACGAAUCUUACAGAGGUGGAGGGUUCUUCUACUGAAUACAGUCACCUUGUCUUUUGUGUAUUCCAAGUCAGUACCAGGUUCUCAGAUACUUUACGCAUUCUUACAUGUGACCCAUCUCAGAAUAAACAAAAAGGAGUUGGAUAUUUUAACAGUAUCGGCACUUCAGUAGAAACCAUUGAAGGUUUUCAGUGCUCUCCCUAUCCUGAAGUUGAUCAUUUUGUUCUUUCUUUGGUGAAUAAAGAUGGCAUUAAAGGAGGAAUUCGGCGUUGGAACUACUUUUUCCCAGAAGAAUUACUGGUUUAUGAUAUUUGUAAAUAUCGGUGGUGUGAAAACAUUGGAAGAGCCCAUAAGAGUAAUAAUAUAAUGAUUAAAAAAUUGGUUUUGCUCAUCUGGCAAAUAUAAAACAAUAUUGUGGUUUUCCUGGGAAUUUCCCUGAUUAAUGAAGUUGAGGACUGGAUAAUCAAAUUACAUCCACGCACAUCAGAAAUCUUGCCCAGUGUCAAGCUUUACUAAUGUCAGAAUACAAGGAAUGAAAAGGCACAAAUGGGGCAGAGCAAGGCCCAGGGCAUCUGCUCUUUCUGACUCACGCGGAAACCCGAGGCAGAAGUGCGCAACCCUGCGCACAGCGGAAGCGCCAAGGUUAUGACUCACCUGCACUGUAGACUCCAGCUGCACAGCUGGGUGACAUUUCCGGAAGGCGUGCCUCGCAAUGCAUCCAUUCCAGACUGACUUACCACUGCAAUUCUAAAAUCAGAAACUUCCCGCAAAGAGCAUUCUGUAGGUAAGGACUAAACGCCUAGCAUUUGGUCCAGAAGUUCCCAGAUUUUCUUGGUUCAUGGUUCCCCUGGUGUCUGUUUUUUCACGUUUUCUCUGAGGCCGAAAGAAAUACCUGAGCUCUGGUAAUGAAUUUCAAACAACUUGGUAAGUGUUUAUGUCCUAACAGUUUAGUGGCAGUUUGAAUAACAGUAUCCAUUAAACUAAAACAAACAAACAAAAAACCAAACUUUGAUUUCAUUCUUAAAUACUAUUACUUAUUAAUGGGAUGUAUACUCUCCUUUUUUUCAUGUUUUUGAGACAGGGUCUCACCCUGUCACCCAGGCUUGAGUGCAGUGGCAUGGCCCAGGCUUGAGGACAGAGUGCAAU
Messenger RNA from Macaca mulatta (Rhesus monkey), 2745 nucleotides. The record is from RefSeq and is a predicted model, not a curated record. NCBI's taxonomy places the organism in Eukaryota, Metazoa, Chordata, Mammalia, Primates, Cercopithecidae.